GAGCAAAUGAUCACGUGACUCUCGGAUCUUCUUCACUUUUAGUCACAGUCCCCACCCCUCUACAGUCGGCCAUGAUGUUGAGUGCGGUUUCUCGAGCUACUGCUGGAGCUCUUAGGGUGGUAAAACCCGCCCUAAACCCUCAGCUUGUCCAAAAUGAGGUCGCCAAAGUCGUUGGGGCUGUGGCUGUCAACCAGAAAACCAACUAUGCCACCGCUGCCGCUGCCAAGGGCAAGGUUGCUAAGGGCAAGGUUGUGGCAGUCAUCGGUGCCGUUGUAGACGUGCAGUUCGAUGAAGAGCUGCCCUCCAUUCUCAAUGCCCUUGAGGUUCAGAACAGAUCACCCAGGCUGGUUCUGGAGGUAGCCCAACAUCUUGGUGAGAAUGUAGUCCGUACCAUUGCUAUGGAUGGUACAGAGGGUUUGGUGCGUGGACAGGAAGUGCUGGACUCCGGCAACCCUAUCAUGAUCCCUGUUGGCGCUGAGUGCUUAGGCAGAAUCAUCAAUGUCAUUGGUGAGCCCAUCGAUGAGCGUGGCCCUGUUGGAUCCAAACACUUUGCUGCCAUCCAUGCUGAGGCUCCUGAGUUUGUUGACAUGAGUGUAGAACAGGAAAUUCUUGUUACUGGUAUCAAAGUUGUAGAUCUUCUUGCUCCUUAUGCCAAGGGUGGAAAGAUUGGUCUCUUCGGUGGUGCUGGUGUCGGCAAGACUGUAUUGAUUAUGGAACUUAUUAACAACAUUGCCAAGGCUCACGGUGGUUACUCAGUGUUUGCUGGUGUGGGUGAGCGUACCCGUGAGGGUAAUGACUUGUACCAUGAAAUGAUUGAAACUGGUGUCAUCUCCCUCAAGGACAAGUCCUCCAAGGUCGCACUUGUGUACGGUCAGAUGAACGAGCCCCCAGGCGCCCGUGCCCGUGUUGCUUUGACUGGUCUUACUGUUGCUGAGUACUUCCGUGAUCAGGAGGGCCAGGAUGUGCUUCUGUUCAUUGACAACAUCUUCAGAUUCACUCAGGCCGGUUCUGAGGUAUCUGCCCUCCUGGGUCGUAUCCCCUCUGCCGUAGGUUACCAGCCUACCCUUGCCACUGACAUGGGUAGCAUGCAGGAAAGAAUUACCACCACCAAGAAGGGUUCCAUCACUUCAGUACAGGCUAUCUAUGUGCCUGCUGAUGACUUGACUGAUCCCGCCCCUGCCACCACCUUCGCUCACUUGGACGCCACCACUGUCUUGUCCCGUGCCAUCGCCGAGCUGGGUAUCUACCCUGCUGUGGACCCUCUUGAUUCUACCUCUCGUAUUAUGGACCCCAACGUCAUUGGUGCUGAGCAUUACAACGUUGCUCGUGGUGUGCAGAAGAUCCUCCAGGAUUACAAGUCCCUCCAGGAUAUCAUUGCUAUUUUGGGUAUGGAUGAAUUGUCUGAGGAAGAUAAGCUGACUGUUGCCCGUGCCCGUAAGAUCCAGAGGUUCCUGUCCCAGCCUUUCCAAGUGGCUGAGGUCUUCACUGGUCAUGCUGGCAAACUUGUGCCCCUCACAGAGACCAUUAAGGGCUUCCAGCAGAUCCUUGGUGGUCAGUGGGAUCACUUACCUGAGGUAGCCUUCUACAUGGUUGGUCCUAUUGAGGAGGUUGCUGAGAAGGCAGAGAGGUUGGCAGCUGAAGCUAAAUAAAUGCUCCUGUGAUGUAUUAAUUAAAUGAACAUUUCCUGUGCACUAGCGGCUAUGUAUCGCUGACCUAGUAUGGCUGGUAAUAGUAGACCUGUUCAGAUGGGCCUGAGCCUUUCCGCUAAAAUUUUACACUUCUUGAUCAACAGUACAAAAAAAUAUUUUGUUGGUCAUUUUUAAUGAUCCAGUGGUUGCAGGACAUGGUGCAGCCAUUCCAACAUGUUGUGGAGGUAUGGUGUGACCCAUUAUAAUAAUGGGGUAAACAUGAUUCUCACUGCUCCAACAUACCUCUUGUAAAUAAGUGACUAUUUGUAAUGAAUGAAUAAAACCUCCACAAAUCUUA
Molecule: messenger RNA, 1986 nt
Organism: Frankliniella occidentalis (western flower thrips)
Lineage: Eukaryota; Metazoa; Arthropoda; Insecta; Thysanoptera; Thripidae
Gene: ATPsynbeta
Product: ATP synthase subunit beta, mitochondrial
Exons: 9
Coding region: 72-1649 (525 amino acids)
Biological process (GO): proton transmembrane transport; proton motive force-driven mitochondrial ATP synthesis
Molecular function (GO): ATP binding; ATP hydrolysis activity; proton-transporting ATP synthase activity, rotational mechanism
Source: RefSeq, a predicted model, not a curated record